Messenger RNA from Racocetra persica, 666 nucleotides. The record is from the annotation of a GenBank genome assembly. Lineage: Eukaryota; Fungi; Glomeromycota; Glomeromycetes; Diversisporales; Gigasporaceae.
AUGAAUAACCAGGAAAUAGAAAGAGGUGUCAAUAAUUUCCCUGAACUAGGAACUUAUGAAUAUUCUAAAUCAAUACUUUUUAAUGAUGUCAAGAACCCUAAAAAAAGAGCCAAUUGCCUGUUAAGAGAGUAUCAAAAAGAUUUAGCGGAUUUAGCCGAACAUUAUCAAGAAAUUAAAGAAAUUGAGUUUGAAUAUGAGGAGCAAGAAAGAGGCAAUAAGGAUAUUCACAAGGAGGAUUUAUUGAGAAAGAUAAUAGGAAAAUUGGAGCGAGAAAUUAAUGUUAAGGAUCGGGCUAUUGAAGCUUUGGAAAAAGCUACUCCGGCCGGUUAUUUUAAGUUACUACGAGAACAUGAGAAGUUACAAAAAGAUUAUCAAAAUUUAGGCAAGAAGUGUUUAGACAUACUGAAAUUUCAUAAUUUUUCCUCUGAUUUUGAUGAAUUGGGCAAUUUAAGUCAGGCUUUUGCGGAGGCUAAGACGGAGAUAAUUAGUUUAACCGGGGAAAAAGAAGCGGUGACUGAGGAAAAAAGCGAACUAAUCGCCAAUCGCAAUAAUUUAGAAAACGAAGUUAAUGAUUUAAUAGGAACCGAGUGGGAAUUAUUAGAUUUCCGAACCAAGUUUUUGGCUUUAGAAACUUUUUAUAAUCAAGCUGGCUUGCCGAAAUUAUGA